UGCCAGAGUGUGUGCAGGAUACGGGGGUGAAAGGGUUUGGUUGGCUGGGAGUUCCAGAUGGACUGUCAUGACUCAGAUGAGCUUCAGGUUUAGCUGGUUGUGUUAUAGAAGUGAAAUUGGUGUGCGAGAUGUUGGUAAUGUGAAUUAAUGCAAGUUAAUGGGUUGAUGGACUUUUGAAAACAAUUCAGACACGGCAAGGAGGACACAUGCUGGACAUAGAUCUGUACAUAUAGGGGAGAACAGAAUGUCGACGGCGCCAUCGGAAAACAACCCUGAAGAUGUCAACAAUCGCAGCUUCUGGAUGCCUGGGAACUAUCAACGCACUGUGAGGCGAACAGAAGAUGCUUUCCAGGCCUGUAAUGACAUAGUGGCAUGUUUCCAAGAAAGAGCUCGCGUGGAGCGGCAGUACGCCCAACAACUCAGUGAAUGGAGCAACAAGUGGAAGCCAGUAGUGGAUUCCAGUCCUCUGUAUGGAUCUCUCAUGAAGGCUUGGCAGUGUUUCUUGUCCUCCGCUGACCGGCUGGCCUCCUUACACGCCUCCAUCUGUCGCUCCCUGGUAUCGGAGGAUGGAGACCGGGUCAGGACCUGGCAGAAGGACACCUUUCACAAGAAGUUAUUCGGAGGCUUCAAGGAGUCCCAGGACAUUGACACAGGGUUUGCACGUGCUCAGAAGCCGUGGGCCAAACGACUUAAAAAGCUGGAUAAAGCCAGAAGAGCGUACCACAAAGUGAGCCGUAAGGAGCAGGCAGCCAGGGAGAGAGAGGCACAUGCCCAGGGAAAUCCAGAUGUUGCCAUCGACAAACAGAAGAAGAUCCAAGAGGAGAGAGAGGUGGCACAACAGGAGGCUGAAAAGGUGCGUGCCCGCUAUGAGAAAGUACUGGAGGAGGUGAACCGCUAUGCCCCCCGCUACAUGGAGGAGAUGGAGUCAAUCUUUGACCAGUCACAGGAUGAGGAGCGCAAGAGGAUUGUAUUUCUCAAACAGGCCUUCCUCUCCAUCCACAAACACCUGGACAUUACCAACAAUGAGAGUGUGAGAGCCGUGUACAAUGAGCUCCACAACACACUGAUGGCCAUUGAUGAGCAAGAGGACCUUCGCUGGUGGAAGAACACCCACGGGCCUGGCAUGCCAACUGACUGGCCACAUUUUCAGGAAUGGACUCCUGAAAAGAAAACCAAAAAAGGAAAGAAAGAGAUGGAAAAGACAGGAACAAUAGAGAAGAGUGUUAUGAUCGGAGGGGUGCGAGUAAGAGCUCUGUAUGAUUACGUUGGCCAGGAGACCGAUGAGCUGUCCUUUAAAACAGGCGAGGAGUUUUUGAAGAUCGAGGAUGAGGAUGAUCAGGGUUGGUGUAGGGGGAUGAAGGAUGGUGGAUGGGAGGGGCUUUACCCAGCCAACUAUGUGGAAGUAGUGUAGUUACAGAAUACAGCAUAUGAAAGAUCGCUUUACAUCAGUUUCACAGCCUGAAUACAUGCCUACACAUCAGAAACACAGCACCAAUGAUGUAAAAGUCAGCACCAAGUAGCAGUUAGCCAAAGAGUACGAUUACACAGAGGUUUUUAAAAGCUACUCGGGUUUGUAAUCUCUUGAAGGAUUUUAACAAAAUGUUUUAAUAUAUAUACAGUAUGCAUAGACCACUUGUACCGAAGCCAUAUGAUAAACAAUGCUUUAAUGUAAAGUACAAUGCUGGACUGAAAAGGUACACCAUAUAAUUAACCACUUGGUGCUGAAACUGCAGUAGAGAGCUGCUAUUUUUUAUUUUUAGCAUCACAACGCAUUGCUAUUAAAAUCCUCAGAAAGCCUCACAACAUAUGAAGAAAGUGACGCUCAUACUGUGAUUAUAAUUAAUCUGAAGCACCUGGGGUUACUUUAGUAGAUGUAGAUAUCGUCUGUAUUCCUCUUCUCUUCUCAUCUUCUUCUCUUCUUCUUUUUUUUUGUGGUUUAAAGGAAAAUUAUGAAAUUAUAAGGAAUUUGAAUGUUUACUGUCUCACUGUCGGUUAGACAAAAAGAUUGAUAUCAGUUUUGUCUCGUUGUAUUACUGGGAAAUUACUAACCUGGAAACAUCAGCACACAUCCUGGCAACUGAAAAGCUGUUUAAAUUUGUACCUUGUCUACUCAAAACCAACAUACACGUCCAAGUACAUUCUUACAUACAGUAUAUUUUGUACUAGUAUGCCCUAAGCCUUGGAGUUUUUAGAUGAAGUUCUGAGAUGAUUGAGGCUCAAGAGCAUAGUUGGUGGUUAAAUUAAUGUCUCAUACGUAAUCAAUGUUGUGAAUGGUAGUUCCACCGCCCUCUAGUGAAAAUGGAAGAAUUAGAAGAAAACUGUGGUUACAAGUUCUUGAACGUCUUCAAUUUUUCAUUUUGAUGGAACAAGGCUAAGCUGGCUUUUCACUGCUUCCAGCCUUUUAAGCCAGGAUCAUUUAUCAACUCUGGGUGAGGAUGAUCUUAAUUUUAGGACUAAAAUCAUCUGAGCAUCAAGAUUGCUUUUAGAAUGAUGUCUAAGCAUGUCCAAGAUGUAGUGCUGGAGAUGAAACUGAUAUUAUCAUCUGCUCAUUUCGUCACACUGUUCCUUCAAGUACUGGGGAACAAAUAGUUUUGUGUCUGCCUGAAAUGUCCAAAUGUGUCUUGCUAGGUAGGUAUCAUGUAAAGCAUCUUUACCAAAGUAAGGAAUAGCUUUCAGGAAUUGCUUCGCCUUACCAAUGGCCUCCUUCAGUAUCUCUGUCUUUAUUUGUCUUGUAAAAAUGAUGGAAUUCACCUGUCUUUUGCAAAUAAAAUGCAAAACUUUUACACAAACAAAA
Mugil cephalus (flathead mullet) is the source of this 2794-nucleotide messenger RNA. Its product is annotated as protein kinase C and casein kinase substrate in neurons protein 3. NCBI's taxonomy places the organism in Eukaryota, Metazoa, Chordata, Actinopteri, Mugiliformes, Mugilidae. The record is from RefSeq and is a predicted model, not a curated record. The transcript is spliced from 10 exons. Gene Ontology annotation, molecular function: phospholipid binding; protein binding. Bases 245 to 1411 code for a protein of 388 amino acids. Gene Ontology annotation, cellular component: endosome; plasma membrane; cytoplasm. Gene Ontology annotation, biological process: plasma membrane tubulation; cytoskeleton organization; regulation of endocytosis.